This is a messenger RNA of Coccomyxa subellipsoidea C-169, 1323 nucleotides long. RefSeq names its product PLP-dependent transferase. The record is from RefSeq and is a predicted model, not a curated record. Gene Ontology annotation, cellular component: mitochondrion. Bases 1 to 1323 code for a protein of 440 amino acids. NCBI's taxonomy places the organism in Eukaryota, Viridiplantae, Chlorophyta, Trebouxiophyceae, Coccomyxaceae. The transcript has 8 exons. Gene Ontology annotation, molecular function: pyridoxal phosphate binding; transaminase activity.
AUGGACUAUGACGCUGUGCUGGCAAAGCGGCGCGCCCACAUCGGCCCCAACACAACGCUCGUCUACAAGCGCCCGCUGCACAUGGUGCGCGGAGAGGGCUGCAGGCUCUGGGACGCAGACGGCAACGAGUACCUGGACUGCGUCAAUAAUGUGGCGCAUGUUGGACACUGCCACCCCAAGGUGACGGCAGCCAUCGCGCUGCAGCUGGCAACGCUCAACACGAAUGCGCGCUACCUGCACGAAGGCCUCAGCUCCUACGCUGAAGCGCUGACAGCCACCUUCCCAGAGGAGCUCUCGGUGGCAUACUUUGUCAACUCGGGAUCAGAAGCGAAUGACCUGGCGCUGAGGAUAGCACACUGCGCGGCGCCGGGGGCGACGCAUGUGGCGAUCAUGGGAGGCGCGUACCACGGACACACAAAGGCGGUCAUCGACUUGUCCCCCUACAAAUACGAGGGGCCCGGGGGCGAGGGACGGCAACCCUACGUGCACGUCCUGCCCUGCCCAGACCCCUACAGGGGACAGCAUUUGGAUGGGCGAAAGGCGGCAAAGGCAGCCAUAGCACAGGCGCAUGCAGCGGGCGGGCGGAUUUGCGCAUUCUACUGCGAGUCGGUGCUUUCAUGCGGCGGCCAGAUCAUCUUGCCGGAGGGCUACCUCAGAGAAGUGUACGAGGAGAUGCAUGCAGAGGGCGCUGUGUGCGUGGCGGACGAGGUGCAGUGCGGCUUUGGCCGCGCAGGUGACCACUUCUGGGCGUUCGAGGAACAAGGCAUUGUGCCUGACAUCGUCACUCUUGGAAAGCCCAUCGGCAACGGUUUUCCCCUUGGCGCUGUGAUAGUGCAGCCAAAGUUUGCAGCGGCCUUUUCCAACGGGAUGGAGUACUUCAACACGUACGGCGGCUGCACGGCAGCAGGCGCCGCCGGCAUGGCGACGCUGCGAGUCAUCCAGGAGGAAAAUUUUCAGGCGCGCGCCAAACGCGUCGGGGUCUACCUGACAGCUAAGCUCAAGCAGCUGCAGCAGAGGUUUGAGUUUGUGGGCGACGUGCGCGGGAGCGGGUUGAUGAUAGGGGUGGAGAUUGUCGACAACAAGGACUCGAAGAAACCGGCGCCCAACGCAGCCACGCACAUAAAAGAGACGAUGGUGGCGCGGCAUGUUCUGCUCGCUGUGGAUGGGCCGCACGCAAACGUGGUCAAGAUCAAGCCGCCCAUGGUUUUCGCCGAAGCCGAGGCGGAUCACCUCAUCGCUGAGCUAACCCAGGUGCUUGAAGAGGGUCUACCCGAGGGUGUCAUUGCAGCAGACAGGCAGUGGGAGCCAAGGACGCCCCUCUGA